AUGGUCCUGUUCUCCAUGUCUCUUGACAAUUUGACCACCAAGAUCGGCGAGACAUUGAGCGUGUACCUGGGCUCGGGCAUCCGUAUGCCCAGCAUGUCAGGUUCUGAUCGGCCCCUGGAAGUCCAGGCGCUUCGACACUUUGUCGGCUGCACUGUGGAAACCAUAUCGACCGUGUCAAUCCGUGAGCUUAUGCGAACGAAGGUGGUCCAGGUAGCGUUCGCCGCUGCAGAAGCCGAUCACUGGUUAAAAGCGAUCAAAAGCUAUCGAGAAGCGCUUUCCCACGAAGUUAGUGCCGCAAACAUAGAUGCUCUUUUGACUUCAUGCAUGCUCAUGGCAGUUAACUGCAUGUGCCCUGAAAACUUCACCCCAAAGGAUUCGUGGGUCCUGACUUCUGAUCCAUCAGCCAUGAACUGGAUAUACCUCCAAAACGGCCUACCUUAUCUUCUGGAGGUCGGUGGCCCCUUUAUUCCUCAAAGUAUCUGGGGUCCUGCUUUUGUAGCUGCAGAGGAAGCUCACGACGAGUUACUGAACCAUUGUCCUCAGGGAAGGGAAGGCAUGAACCCAAAAUUGGCGGAUUUCUGUGGAAUAACAGAUUCGACCACAGCCGAGACCAGCCCUUACUUUAAGCCACUACAAGUUGUAAGCACGAUGCUGGAGAUGGAAAAAAGUCCUUCAACGGCUGGUUAUUUUUCGUCCUUCCUCGGCCAUUUGGACCCUCGAUUCCUCGAACUGCUGAGGGUCAGAGAUACAAGAGCGCUCAUCGUCAUGGCCCAUUGGAUGGGUAUCAUGUGCCUGAUAUCACACUGGGAGCCCUGGGUAGAGGGAAGGAUCAGGUCCGAAUGCAUUGCCAUAUGCAUCUAUCUUACUCCCAGUGCAGAUGCCCGACUUCUAGAACUGCUUAGGUUUCCAUCUAUUGCCUCAGGGUUUAUAGAUAGUGAAUAA
Trichophyton benhamiae CBS 112371 is the source of this 942-nucleotide messenger RNA. Its product is annotated as C6 transcription factor, putative. Gene Ontology annotation, molecular function: DNA-binding transcription factor activity, RNA polymerase II-specific. NCBI's taxonomy places the organism in Eukaryota, Fungi, Ascomycota, Eurotiomycetes, Onygenales, Arthrodermataceae. The transcript is spliced from 2 exons. The record is from RefSeq and is a predicted model, not a curated record. Gene Ontology annotation, biological process: regulation of transcription by RNA polymerase II. Bases 1 to 942 code for a protein of 313 amino acids.